Molecule: messenger RNA, 1044 nt
Organism: Mangifera indica (mango)
Lineage: Eukaryota; Viridiplantae; Streptophyta; Magnoliopsida; Sapindales; Anacardiaceae
Product: probable inactive receptor kinase At1g48480
Exons: 2
Coding region: 1-1044 (347 amino acids)
Biological process (GO): protein phosphorylation
Molecular function (GO): ATP binding; protein kinase activity
Source: RefSeq, a predicted model, not a curated record
AUGGUAAGAACUCCUCAGACCGUUAGGCCCCUCAAAAUUCUGAUGCUUUCCUUCUAUAUGAGAUCCUGUUUCCUGUGCAUCAAAGUUGGGAAAAAGCUGAUGAUCAGGGACAAAUCUAGUCAUGGAAGAGUUACCAAUGUGACUCCAGUGUCUUUGCUAGAAGUUAAGGUGGCACUUCCCACAAAGGUGAUUUUUGGAGAUCAGACUGUGGCCAAGAAAUUAGCCCCUUCAGAAUUGGCUCAGCUUGCAAAAGUCAGGCUUGGUGAAGGCACCUUGGGGUCCUUGUUUAAGGUGGUUCUUGAUUGUGGUUCAACCAUCACCAUGAGAAUGGUUCGAGAAGGCUUGGUUGAUGAAGCCACUCUUGAGUAUUGGAUCAAUUUCUUCGGAGCAAUUCGAAAUACUUGGCUCCUGCCAAUGCAUUUCAGCUUCUGGUAUGGUGGAGAAGCUUUUAUUUUGUACGAGUAUCUGUGCUUAGGAAGCUUAGAAGAGCUGUUACAUGGAAGUGAAGGAAUCCAGUUUACUCCAAUAUGUUGGAGAGCUAGAAAGCAUAUAGCAGUUUGUGCAGCAAAGGCAGUGGCCUUUCUGCAUACCCAGGUGACCAAAAAUGGUGAAGGGCUUGUUUGUGGGGUGAUCAAGUCUUCUAAUGUCAUGGUUCAACUGGACUUCUCAGCAUGUCUAUCGAGCUACGAGACGGCUUACCUUGUUCCUGCGGCCACCAUAAUCAGAAGGAAUGCUGGCCGGAUUGCGCCUGAGUUGAGACACAGAAAAGUGUUUACACAAAAGUCUGAUGUUUACAGCUUUGGGAUUCUGCUCUUAGAGCUUAUAACAGGGAAAAAACCAGCAGUGACAAACAUGAGAGAGUACGUAUGGCAGAACAGAAAGCAAGAAGGGCUAAAAGGUAUGUAUGACAAGAGAAUGGGGGAAAUUCAGAAGGAAACCAUGGAUGAAAUGCUUGAAAUUGCUCGGCUUUGCCUCGGAAGCAAUCCCAGAGAAAGGCCUGCUAUGGACAGAGUGUUGCAGAUGAUUCAAAACUUGCAGGACUAG